GGUCGAUACAGUCACAUAUUGACACGACUACUUCGCAUCAUUUCUCUCUGAAUCGUACGAGGAGAUUGUAAACUGCUUUUGGGAUUAUUUUUUGCAUAUUAAUCGUGAGGCAACAAACCAAGAAGAAUCGAAAUUUGCAAAAGGCUUUCUGAGAUUAAAAAUGGCUACGCUUGAGGAUAAGUCUAUUUGGGAAGAUGGAGAGGAAACAUUGGGAGAAGACGUUCUGCGGAUGUCCACGGAUGAGAUUGUAUCACGUACGCGACUUCUAGAUAAUGAAAUCAAGAUAAUGAAGAGCGAAGUAAUGCGAAUUUCACAUGAACUUCAAGCGCAGAAUGACAAAAUUAAAGAGAAUACAGAAAAAAUUAAAGUGAACAAAACUCUCCCAUACUUGGUAUCUAAUGUGAUCGAGCUAUUAGAUGUCGAUCCACAAGACAUGGGAGAAGAGGACGGGGCGGUAGUCGAUUUAGAUGCGCAAAGAAAGGGUAAAUGCGCAGUUAUAAAGACAUCAACUCGUCAGACAUACUUCCUUCCUGUGAUUGGUCUGGUCGACGCCGAAUCGCUGAAACCAGGUGAUCUAGUAGGUGUCAACAAAGAUAGCUAUCUUGUACUUGAGACUCUCCCUGCCGAGUAUGACGCCAGAGUCAAAGCCAUGGAAGUAGAUGAGAGACCUACCGAACAAUACUCCGACAUUGGUGGACUGGAUAAGCAAAUUCAGGAACUCAUUGAGGCUGUUGUAUUGCCUAUGACGCAUAAGGAAAAAUUCGAAAAUCUAGGAAUACAACCUCCCAAAGGCGUUUUACUCUAUGGUCCACCUGGAACCGGAAAAACUUUAUUAGCUCGAGCCUGCGCCGCACAAACAAAAUCUACCUUCCUAAAACUGGCCGGUCCGCAAUUGGUGCAGAUGUUCAUCGGCGAUGGUGCCAAGUUGGUCAGAGAUGCGUUCUCAUUGGCCAAAGAGAAGGCUCCAGCGAUUAUAUUUAUUGAUGAAUUAGAUGCUAUCGGCACAAAACGUUUCGAUUCAGAGAAGGCGGGAGACAGGGAGGUACAACGUACCAUGUUAGAAUUAUUAAACCAAUUGGAUGGCUUCAGUUCAACAGCUGACAUCAAAGUGAUUGCUGCCACGAACAGAGUGGACAUCUUAGAUCCAGCCUUGUUGCGAUCCGGACGUUUGGACAGAAAGAUUGAGUUUCCGCAUCCCAAUGAGGAAGCCAGAGCGCGCAUUAUGCAAAUUCAUUCGCGCAAAAUGAACAUGUCGCCUGAUGUGAACUUCGAGGAAUUAUCUAGAUCCACAGAUGAUUUUAAUGGAGCACAAUGCAAAGCUGUUUGCGUAGAAGCGGGUAUGAUAGCAUUACGACGCAACGCAACCGAAGUCACCCAUGAAGAUUUAAUGGAAGCUAUCAACGAAGUCCAAGCGAAAAAGAAAGCAAAUUUGAAUUAUUAUGCUUAAUAUGUGUUAUUUAUUUAUAAGAUAUCUUUUGUAUAAUAAAUAUAGAAACGGAUAAUACUUAAUACUUUCUAAUUUUUCGGCAAAUAUAAAAUAAACGAAUGAAUACUUUUUAAAGUUGCGUGUAAAGAGAAAUUAUGAACU
Molecule: messenger RNA, 1588 nt
Organism: Pogonomyrmex barbatus (red harvester ant)
Lineage: Eukaryota; Metazoa; Arthropoda; Insecta; Hymenoptera; Formicidae
Gene: Rpt5
Product: 26S proteasome regulatory subunit Rpt5
Molecular function (GO): ATP binding; ATP hydrolysis activity
Source: RefSeq, a predicted model, not a curated record